This is a messenger RNA of Closterium sp. Naga37s-1, 9132 nucleotides long. NCBI's taxonomy places the organism in Eukaryota, Viridiplantae, Streptophyta, Zygnematophyceae, Desmidiales, Closteriaceae. The record is from the annotation of a GenBank genome assembly.
AUGGAGUACGGCCGGGACUACGAUAGGCAGCGAGGCGAAGGAUUACGAUACGCGGAGCGAGGAGAGUAUUCGGAGCAAGGAGGGUUACCAUACUCGGUGCACGAGUAUUCACAGCGUUUCGCCAACGCCUCGACGUCGCAAGCGCUCGUUUUAGCGGAAGGGACUUCGUUUCUACCGCGUUUUUCUAACGAUGGGGACUCAGGCGAGGGCUCCCGUCCCGUUGUAAGCCCGAAUACGAGGUUCGCCCGUCAUGUGGUUGAGACGCUAUCGCGUUCGAUCGAAGACGACGCGGGGGAAGGGGAUGCUGGUUGUCCGUUGGCGGAAGGGCAGCGAUGGGUGAAUGACGGGGGGCCCGCAGGGGACGCAUACGGGGAGGAGCAGGGGGGGGAAGAGGACGGAGCGCCGCGCGGUAACUGGGAUCGAUCUGCUCUGCAACGGGAAGGCAGGGGGGGAAGCUCGCAGGGGCCGUGGGGCUCACAGGAGGUCCGCUUUCCGCCGCAAGGGAUGCAAGGGCGUGACACAUCUCAAUUUCAGGGGCGAGGCGAGCGCGCCGGCGUACGCGGGAGCGACGGCGGGGGAAACCAGCGCAUGAUUGCGGAAGGCGGCGCACGCGAGAUGCUAGAUCCCCGCUUUGGUUCAAACUUACCGGUAGAGUCGGACCGGCAGCCCUCGCGCGGCCUUUCCGUUAGAGUUGACGGCCUUCGCGAAGGAGCCGUCGGGGGAGGUUAUGCGGAGGCGGGCGGAGACGCAAGGGACGCGGAAACUGGAGGGGGAAACUUCCCCGCGCCGAAGGCGGGCGCGGAGCGGAGCAGGCGGAACCUGACGGCGGUUGACGGUGCAGUUCCUGUUUUCGCUGAUGGGCAGCCACAGCGAAACGGAGCGUGGGUUAACGGGCUCGAAAAAAUGCGUUCGGCGCCUGCACUUCCCGACGGGGUGUAUGACGGUAGCGGGAACGCUUUUAACGGGGACGAGGGCAGCCCGUUGGAUUCAGCACACGGAGCUGCGCCCGGCGGGAUGGACGGCGAUGGACCCGCCGCGUUUGGCGCUGCUAUGGCUGCUGAAAGGAGAUCCGCGCCGUCCUACGGAUGCCCUAGAGGCGUGCUGGGUGCUCGAUCGUCCGUCUUCGCUUCCCUCCCCUCCUCCUCCUCCGGUUUUGGAGCCCUUCCCUCUGAUAUGCUGUCACCGUUUCCCUCCAGCUUGCCCGCCGCGUUGUCGCGUCCCCCUGGGAAACGCGCGGAGUUGGAGGGCGCGGGCGCGGACGCGCGGGGGAUUUCUCCGCGGAGUGGCGCAUUCACCGGACGCUCGAGCGGGAACGAGUGGGAAGAGGCGGCUUUGCGCGGAGCGGAAGAGGAAACGGUGGAAGCAGGGUUGCGGCGCCUGCGGGAGAAGGCGGUAGGCGGAGAACGUGCGCUGUUCGCCCGUCCGAGAGAUCGCGAGCCGGCGGUUGGGCGGGGGAAUAUCGACCGAGAGACGGCAGCGGCGGCAGGAGGCGGAGGAAGCAGCAAAGGAAGGUUUUUUUUUGGAAGGGCAGGAAUGGCAGUAACGGAGAAGGGCAAGGUACAGAACGGUACUGCUUGGGAAACAGCAGGGUGUGAUUAUGAAGCGGAGGUUGAGGCAGAGACAGGGAUGGGUGGGGAGCGGAUGGGAUGGGAGGAAGGGUUGCAGAGCGGGGCGUGGAGGUCUGAGCGAGAGUACGAGCACCAGCGGGCGCGGCAGCAGGCACAGCAGAAGCAGUUGCGGCGGCAGGAGCAGCAGCAGCAGGAGCAGCGGGAGCAGGAGGGGAGAACGAUAGAGCAAACGGAAGCUGCGUUUGGCGAAAAGGAUCGCUGGGGUAAACGACAGGCUUGGAGUUGUGACCCGGUUACUGCAGGCCCAUCAACGUCAGGCGUGGAGGCAUACGGCGAGGAGAUGGAGAGGGGGGACGACAGGUGGGGUAAACGACCGUCCCGCGCGUCUCUAGAUUCAGAGGAGCUGAGCGUUGGAGAGAGGGGGAGAAUGAGGGACAUGAGAGCACGCAGAGCAGCAGCAGCAGCGGCGGCGGCGGCUGCGGCGGCGGCAGGUGCAGCGGGUAUGGAUCAUCUGGGUCGCAUGGGGAGUGGGGCGGCCUGUUUGGAGGAGGAUGUGCCAGGGGUGGGUGGUCUUGGUAGUCUUGGCAUGGACUUUAUGGGUGCGGAGGCGAUGGGUGGUGCAGGUGGGGCGGUGGGCAUGGGAAGAAGCCCGAGAGAAUAUGGCGUGCAGGCGGGGAGAAAAAGGAGCAUGUCGCCCGGAGGGAGGAGUGAGAGGAGUGGGUGGAGCGGGCGCAGUGGGAAGAGUGGGAGGAGUGGAAGGAGCGGGAGGAGUGGGAGGGAGCAUUGGCCACAGCCAAAGCAUGUUGCUGUAAAGAGGAGGAAAAAUGGCGAGAGCAGAAACAGUGGCGACCCUCAGCAGCAGCAGCAGCAGCAGCAGUCGCCACUCUGCACGCCUGAAACGAUGCAAGCCUUUAUGGCUUUCCAGGCUUUCAUGAGCCAACAGCAGCAGCAGCAGCAGCAGGAAGGAGGGCAGCAGGGUUCGUUCGCGCUUCCUCCCGUGGCCCCUGAGUCCAUACAUGCGUUUCUGGCCUUUCAAAGCUUCAUGGGCCAGCAGCAGUCACAAUCGCAACAGCGGAACGAGCAGGAGCAAGACGAGCAGGAGGAGCGGGAUGAGCGGGAUGAGCCGCAGCGGCAGCAGAGGCAACAGCAGAGGGGGCAGCAGAGGGAGGUGUUCGGUCGCCCACCUCUACCCGUCCAUCAGCGACGCCCCUCCAAGUCUCCUGAACUCGUCACUCAACGCACCACCUCUGCUUCACGUUCUUCCGCCCCCCGCUCCCCCCACUCCUCCGCCCCUCGCUCCCCGCUCUCGUCCGCCCCCCGCUCCCCCCACUCCUCCGCCCCGCGCUCACCCCUUCCCCACACGUCCCCCGCACUCCGAACCUCCUCCCCCACCCCCCGCAUGCCGUCCCGCUCUAUCUCCCCCGCCCCCUCCGCCGCCCCUAGCAGCGCUUCCCCCUCCCCCCGCCCCCUGGCGCUCUUUGAGCGCAUCACCCGCCGCCGCCAGUCUAGCCCCAGUGGCUCGCGCCCCCCGUCCGCCAAUAGCAGGCCCCCUAAGUUCCCCCCGCGCGCCACCCCUCCCGCUGCUUAUAGCGGAGAGGGCGAUGGUAGGGAUUAUAACGCGUAUGCCCAGGCAGGAGGGAGGGGAGGGGGUAGCCGAGUGGGGAGUGAGGGGGGGAGUAUGGGGGGGGUGAGGGAAAGUGGUUAUGAAGGAUCUGAUUAUAGGGAGGGGAGUAGAGGGAGCGUGAGGGAGAAGGGAUGGGGCGUGGGCGGGAAGGAAAAGCGGCAGGGGAUGAGGAGGGAAGAAGCAGAGGUUAGUGACUGGGGGAGGAGUAGUGAUAGGGGGAGGGCGAGUGAGUGUGAGAGGGAGAGGGAGAGUGAGGAGGAGGUGCUGUUGAGAAUGCAGAGGCUGGAACAGGAAAUCAGGAGUGGUCAUCAGCAGGAACAGCAGCGCCAGCAGCAGCAGCAGGAGCAACAGCUGCAAUCGCAGCAGGAGCAGCGACAGCAGCAGCAGCAGCAGCACCAGCGUUCCCCCACCCCUCCAUCAAGCCCCUUCUCCACCACGCCAAACCCCUUCUCCACCAUGCCAAACCCCUUCUCAGCACCUCUCCCAACCAACAACACCUUCCCCUCCUUCGCACCGACCUUCCCUCAAGGCCUGUCCCAUGCCCCAGCCGUUUCUGCCGUCUCUGCUGCCAUCGCUGCCACUCCGAAUGCCCCUGCGCCUGGCGCGCAGUUGCCAGGUCUUCUCACCAACAUAAAUACCACUAGCAUAAAUCCCUCUAGCGUGAACCCGACUGGCAUGAACCCCACCUCUCCCUCCCCUCCUCCUCACUUCUUCAGCACCUCGCCGUUCCAGUCCCUAGCUUCCCCAGCCUUCCCCAACCAGGCCCUCCCGAACCCCCUUCUCUCGAACCAGUUCCUGCCGAACCAGCUCCUUCCAAACCAAGUCCUCGCGAACCAGCUCUUCCCGAACCAACUCCCAGCAGGCUCCCAAAACCCAGUCGUAUCCAUGCCUCUUGCCCCGCCCACUCUCUCAAUCCCUCUCUUCCACCCUCUCUCAGGGCCCUCUAUGCACCUCAGAGCAUUAGUAGGCCUUCAGGCAGAGUCCCAACAGAGCAACUCCGUCUCUCUGCCUGUUGGCGGGGCUUCUUUAGGGAUUUCCCCGGCUGGAGGGGGGUUUUUCUGUGGUGCCCCUGGCACGGCGGCGGCUGGAGGGUGUUUAGCUGGUGCUGCUGCAGGGAUGGCGUCUGGGGCGCUGGGGCUUGCGGGAACAGGUGCUGGGGUUGCUGCAACUGCAGCGGGGAUGCUGGGGUGUGGAGCUAUGGGUGCUGCAGGGUCGGGUGCGGUGCUGAUGAGUGCGCAGGUUUCCCCGCAGAUGGCUCUGCUGCAGAAGUAUCAACAGUACCAGCAGCAGCUGCUGCUGCUGCAGCAGCAGCUGCUGCUGCAGCAGCAGGGGAGGCAGGGGCAGCAGGGGCAGGGGCAGGGGCUAGGGCAGGCGCAGGGUGCUAGAGGCAGUGGGCAGGAGGGGAAUGGUGGGUCUGGCAAGAGAAGUGGUCAGAUGGAUGAGGAGUGCCGUUUGGAGGGCCGUGAGAGAGGAGAAGAGAGGCUUGAUGUGGGUGGGAGAGGAAGGGAGGAGGGGAGGGGUGUGAGUGAGGGUGAGAGGAGAAGAGGGGUUGAUGUGGGUGGUGGUGGUGGUGAUGAUGGGGGUAGCGAGGAGAAUGGAGAGGAGGAAAGGGAGGAGGAGGAGGAGGAUGGGUGGACGAGAGAUUUGUCACGGAGCAGAGGCAGGAGUUGGGAGAGUGAGAGUGAGAGCGAGAGCGAGAGUGAGGGAGGGAGUUCAGUGAAUAGGCUAUCGAGUAGACUAGAGGGGAGGAGGAAGAAGAGGAGGAGAAGGAGAAGGGAGGAGGAGGAAGAUUAUGAAGAGGAUGAGGGUGAUGAAAACGAGGGGGACAGUAGGGAGGUAUCAGAGCGAGAGGAAGAGCGGCUGAGGAAAAAGGAGGCUGAGGCCAAUUCUCUCAACCCCACCGCUCUCAACCCCUCAGCACUGAACCUUUCUGCUCUGAACCCCUCUGCGCUGCACGCGUUAUCUGCCAACCCUGCUGCCCUGGCCCUCUCAGGAUUCAACGCCUCUUCAUUGAACCCUUCGUCCUUCAAUGCCUCUUCCUUCAACGCCUCAUCGUUCAACAACUCUUCCUUUUCCGGUUCGCCUCUCCGCCCCUCCUCCCCCUUCCAUCCAUCCUCCCCCUUCCACCCGUCCUCCCCAUUCAACCCCCCUGGGAGCUCCCUGCUAGGCAAUCCCCCCAGUAGUUCCCUCAACAGCAAUCCUCCUACCAGCUCUAUGCUCGGUAACCCCCCCACCAGCUCUAUUAACGGUAACCCUCCCACCAGCUCCCAGCAUUUCAGUGCCUCUCACGAGGGGAACACGGGCAAUGAUUUUGAUGCUUUUCGGGCAGCUUUUGAGGCCUCUCAGAGGAAUGCGGGCAGCGGGCCGGAACCUUUUCCUCCUCUCCAGUCUCCUCAAGCUUUCCAGGCCUUUCAGUCCUUUCAGUCUCAAAGAAAUGCUUCAGAGGGCAAUACGGGCAGUGGCGUUCAGGGUCCGAAUGGUUUUCAGUCGAUGCAGGCGUGUCAGUCGUCUCAAAACAAUGCUUCGGACGGCAAUACAGGGAGUGGAGCUGAUGCUUUCAAGUCCUUCCAAGCUUUCCAAGCUUUUCAGGCAUCUCAGGGUUUCCAGUCAGCACAAGGAAAUGGGGGGAGUGUUGCCCCUCCUGCCGCUGCAGCUGCUUUGGCGUGUGGAUUGGGCGAGGGGUUGAGAGGGGUGAGGAUGGGUGGGGAACGGGGUGGUGCGGUUGGUGCUGGUGCUGGAGAGGCGGAGGAAGAGGAGGAGAGAGAGGAAGAGGGGGAGAGAGGAGAAGAGGAGGAGAGGGAGGGGAAGGAGGCAUUUCAAGGAGCGGGGCAGGGAGGGGGGCACGAAGGCGUGCAGGGAAGGAGGCAUGGAGAGGGGCAGGGAGGAGAGUGUGAGGAGGCAGUGGGAUGGCAGGGCAUGCAGUUAGUCGUGCACUCUGGGAGCAUGCCACUCCGAUAUGGAGGAGGGGGGCGGGUUUUCUCAGGCAAUGGGGGAGAGGGUGAGGGGGGAAGGGAUGAUGAGGGAAGGGGUGACGAUGGAGGGGGUGAUGGGGGAGAGGAAACAGGGCAAUACAGUAUGCGAAGCCCAGGGGAAUACCUUAGGGCCCGGCAGCAGCAGCAACAGCAGCAGCAGCGUCCUUCCCUUCCAUCCCACCCGCAGCAAAAGGCUCCUUCGCCUACGUGCCCCCCCCUCUCCUCCCCAUCUCCCACUCGAAACUCGCCCCUUCCCUCCCCUCACUGCUCUCCCCUUCCCUCCCCUCACCGCUCUCCCCUUCCCUCCCCUCACCGCUCUCCCCUUCCCUCCCCUCACCGCUCGCCCUUUCCCUCUCCUCACCCCUCUCCCCUUCCUCAGUUUAAGUCGAAUCAACAAUUCGCUCGUCCCUCCUCUCCCCUUCCCACUCCUCCUCCUCCUCCCCACACGCAGUCUCGUUUUGACAUGUCUCCUCCUCCCCACAACCGUUCCUGCACUCCCCCACUCUCCCGCCCACCCACCCCUCCUCCUGCUUCUUCCAUCCCCACCGCAUUUGAGACGUCUCAAAAGACACUCCCAGUCUCACGCCCACCCACCCCUCCUGCUCCUUGCAUUCCCAACGCUCUAUCCACUCCUCCUUCCCCUCACGUCCCUUCUGCCCCCCGCCCUUCGCCUUCCUCCGCCAAUCAUGCCUCUCCCAACCUCCCUCCCCCCAGCCUAUCUCCCACAAACCUCCCUCCGAGCGUCCCUUACCCCUCCCCUACUCGUAGCCCUCUCAACACCCCUACACGCCCACCCUUCACAACUCAACCUCGGCCCCUGUCUGCCACUCAUGCUACCAACAAUAGGAACACUGAUAACACUGUUCAUACUGGUAACACGGGUAACACUGGUAACACAGGUGACACGGGUGACAACGAAAUGUGCAUAGAGCCCCCCUCCCCCCCUGGCUCGUCCGACCUUCCCGUUUCCUCCACCCGAUCCGCCCACUCGGUUGGGAACGAGGAUGGUAGCUUCGGGUGGCACACCGCGCCAGGCUCGGGCACACCGAACCAAGCCCCGAACCAGAAUACAAGGAGGUAUGGGCAGGUGAACCAGCUGAGUCUGGACGCGUCCAGGAGCUCUGGGCAUUCGGUUGGGACGAUCAAAGCAGCCUCGGUUUCAGGUUCGGGCAACCAAGGCCCAGCAUUCGGUUCGGCGCCAGGCUCGGGCCAAGGCUUGGGAAGCAGCCCCAGGCCUGGCUUGGGGUCGCCCAUGCCUGGGGGCUCCCCUAGAGUCCCUCGAGGGUUUGGGUCCCUGGUGAUGGGGGGACUGGCAGGAGGAGGAGGAGCAGGAGUAGGAGCAGGAGGAGGAGGAGGGGUAGGGGUUAAAGCAGGAGGAGCAGCAGGAGCAGGAGGAGCGGGUGCAGCAGGGGGAGGUGCGACAGCGGGAGGUGCGACAGGGAAAUAUGUAACAGGGGGUGGUGCGGCAGGGGGGGUUGCAGGAGCUACUGGUGUGCCCAGGAGGCAAAGAUUCACUCCCCCUCCUCUUCCCGCCCACUCCUUCGCCUCUGCUGCUUCCUCUCCCCUCCCCAGCCCCACUGCUCCUCCUUCCAGUCCCAUCAAACCCUCUGCUGCCGCCGAUCCAGCCACCCCCACACCCAGUGCUACCGCACCCAACGCCUCCAGUUCCAGACCCUCUACUCCCACCAUCCCUACUGCUCCAGCCCCUAGUCCCAGACCCCCCACUCCCACCGCCCCCACUGCCUCCUCCCCUGCUCCCACUGCCCCCACUCCCACCGUUCCCACUCCCACCGCCCCCACUCCCACCGCUCCCACUCCCACCCUCCCCAGUCCCACCGUCCCCAGCAGCAGCAGCAGCAGGCAGCGGCUACUCCAAGACUACCUCCCGCGGCGGUGGCAGCUAGUGUCGCGGCUUGGGGGGCGGCUGAGGCUGGUGGUUGACCGAGGCACAGGGCAGCAGCUGGUGGUGCAGCGAGUGCACGUGGGGGGGAGGGGCGGGGGCGUGGGGGAGGGAGGGGCGCAGGGAGAGAGAGGUGUGGCGGGGCAGUCAGGGCAGUCGGAGAGAGAGCGGCAGAUGCACCAACGGGUUGCAUUGCUGCUGAAGCUCAAGCACGAGAACAUUGUGCCAUGUGUGGGGGCCAUUCGCACCACCGCCCCCUCCCCCGCCACGGGCAGCAGCAACGCAAGCGCCAGCCACAACAACAACAGCAUGAGCGGCACCGGCAAAGGCGGCGGCAUUCACCUGCUGUUUGCGGCGUUUGACUACGUGCCCGUGCCGUCGCUCUCCCACCAGCUCACUGAGUGCGGCCCCAUGCCUGAAGAGACCCUCGCCUUCUGCCUCCGCCAGGCAUCCCGCACGGCCGCGUGCGCACCAGCAGCGUGUUCGUUCAUUCCUGACAUGACAAUGGCCACUCAACUCAAGAAUGAACGCCCAUGCUCUCUCUCCCUCUGUCCCUGCCAGGUGGUUGAGGCACUAACAGCGUUCCACUCCCUCGGCAUCCCGCACGGCCGCGUGCGCACCAGCAGCGUGUUUGUUCCCGACGAUGGCGUUGUGAAGCUGGCUGGGACCUCGUUCCUGGAUGGAGAAGGGGAGGGAGGGGAGGGAGGGGAGGAGGGACGGGAGGAGGGAGGGGAGGGGGGAGCGGAUGGAGGGGAGGGGAAGGGAGGAAGCAAGGUGCCGUGGUGUUCGCCUGAGGAAAUCAGAAAGGAGACGGUGGGAGCGGCAGCAGACGUGUGGGCGGUGGGGUGUCUAGCAGUGCACAUGGCAACGGGAGCGCUACCAUGGGCGCAAGUGGGGGACGAGGACCAAGUGCGGCUCUUCAUUGCUCACAGCAGAGCACUGCCGGACCUGCCGCCCGAUUCCUCGCCGCAGCUCAUUGAUUUUGUCGCGACCUGUUUGGACCGGGAUCCGUCCCGCCGCCCGGCAGCCGCCCGGCUCGUUGACCAUCCUUUUCUAGCAGCAUGCUAG